Molecule: messenger RNA, 2668 nt
Organism: Leptinotarsa decemlineata (Colorado potato beetle)
Lineage: Eukaryota; Metazoa; Arthropoda; Insecta; Coleoptera; Chrysomelidae
Source: RefSeq, a predicted model, not a curated record
GAGUGCAUUCUAUAGUUUGUAUGAUGGAAGGAAACGUGAAACAGAUAUUUAUUUCUGGGAGUUCUCUUCAGCACAUAGAAGUAUCCUGUCAAUGACUUCACGAAAAAACAGCAGUAAUAAAAAAGCAGGAAGUGACCUUGGGAUUAGUUACCAGAUUGAGCUGCUCGGCUUGUUCGCUUUGGAAGCUUUACAAGUAGAUGAUUGGGAAAUGACUACAGAACAAGAAAAUGCCGGAAAAUUUGAUGACAUGGUGCUGCGGAUAGGAAAAGAAUAUUAUUUGAUGCAGGCCAAAUACAAAACUGGCAACAAACUUAUCAGGGCAGAUUCCUUUCGAGCUGAUUCUGAAAACGCUGACUUCGGAAUACGUUCAUAUUUCAAUUCAUUCGUCAAAAUCAAAAAUGAUUUCGAGAUAGCAAGAGUUUUCAUCUGCACCAACAUUGAUCUGGGAACAGGAAAAGAAAUAUUUUGUGAAGAACCAAUAAUUCAAGAAAAUCAAGAAAUACCUUUCAGAAUUAUAUUCAGCAAGAUAGCCAAGUCAUAUAGGUUAUUCGAUACGUCGAAUAUAUAUGAUCUAAAAGAUUCGGAAAAAUUGCAGGCCAAAGAAUUUUGCAAAAAAUUUCGAUUCAUUUAUAUGAAUGGAUCAGAACUCGACAAGGCGAUUGAGAACUCGAUUCGAAAUCUGAACGAAGAAUGGGGAGUCGGUUUUUCCAAAGAGAAUUUUAUCGCUAAUAUGAGAGACUGGUUCCAUAUGAAAAAUCAGAUGCCGCUGAUAAAGGCGUACGUGAAAGCCUUUCUAUACAACUGCCAGAGUAAAAAAUAUUUCCAGAAUUUAGAUUCUUAUGGUGUAUUAUUUGAUGAUCCUCUACCUGUGGGAGACUACGAAAUUUUGAAUGUUGUUAGCGAACAACAUCAGCUAUUGAGUAUCUUUGAAAUACAUGACACAAUCAGAGCUACAUAUGGAGCAGAAAGUUCCCUAUACCUGAAACAAGACAGUAAUGCUGAACUUGUUCGGGAGGUGAUAGAUGCAUUUCUGUGGCAUAAAUUCAUGAUACUUUUUGUAAAUGUUUCGGGAUUAACAAAAUCCAAAGCGAAAGAAAUUCUGAAGUUGAUACAUGUUAUAACAACAAAAUACAAGUAUAAAAAGGCUGUGGUCUUAUCUAAAAUAACCCUAGUUGAAGAGGAUGACUACCACAAAGUUCUUCAAGAAAAAAUUUGUUUUGGCGAUUUGAAAAAUGAAUUCAAGAAGUAUUUGUUGAGAAAAGAAAUAUUUUUUCAAGGUAAAAAAACCACUCUUGAAAGCGUCAUUGGAGAUUCAAUGAAUAAAGUCAACACAAUCAUCAACCCAGAAACUAUAAUUCACUUGAUAAAGGACUAUAAUGUAGAAAUUGGCACUCAAGUGCCCAGAUUAGCUGAAAUUGAACAAUAUUACAUAGAGAGAAGUUUCAUUCAAAUCUCAGACAGAAAAUGUUAUCAAUUUUCUGAGAGAGAAUUACUUGCGGCAGUAAAUGAAAGUGGGAGAAAAGUAUUUCUGAUAUCAAAUGGUCCUGGAAUGGGCAAAACUACGAUAUUGACAAGAUUGGGUUGCUUGAUUCAGGAAUAUCGUAAUAAUCAUUGUCUAAUCAUCAGAAUUAAUUUGAAUGAGUAUACAGAAUUAUACAAAAAAUGCUUGAAAGAACAAGAUAACAUAACAUUGAAGAAAAUGUUGAAACAUAGUAAAUAUGAAAAUUUACUCAAUACGCAGUUCUCCAAGAACAUAUUCAAUACACCCAACAGGAUAUUUCUGUUGAUUGAUGCUGUAGACGAAAUAAGUCCAACUUAUACAGAUAUCGUGCUCAACUAUUUGGCCAAUACUUCAAAGGAAGAAAAUGUAAAGAAAAUAAUAGUAACUUCUAGACCACAACUAGAGGCAUAUAUUAAGGGUAGAAUGUGCUUGGAAUGUUUUGAUUUACUUCCAUUUUCUAAGGAAAACCAGAUAAUGUUCUUCACCAAUUUUUGGAGGAAUAUUACCGAUCACGAUUCAGGAAAAUUGAUUAAGAAUAUAAUGAAAAAAUUUGAUAAAAGAUCUUUGAAGCUGCUGGGUAUACCUCUGCUGACCAGAGUUAUUGCAGAUAUUUUUAAAGGUAGUAAAGAAACUAUGAACCGGACAAUAAACAAGCACAACUGUCUCAUUAUAUUUGAUUUAUUCAUCGAAACCAAAAAAGAAAUAUUCCUCAGUGACAAAUGCAGGACUCAAGGAAACGUUGCAGUCGACAGAGAAAUGUUGUCAGUUUUUGAUAAGGCAGUUAUUCAAUAUCAAAAACUUGCAGUUAGAUUGCUGGUUGAUGAAAAAGAUUGGCCGUUCUUCAAAGCUCACGAUACGAAUUUUCCACAGAUAUCAGAAACAGAUUUGAAAAUAGGAAUUUUACAGAAAGUGAACAACAAUGUCGAAUUCAUUCACCAUACUUUCGCAGAAUAUUUCCUUGCAAAAUGUGCUUGGAAUCAAUUGAAGGAGACCUACGAGACAGAUGAAUUUUUAGAGUUUUUCUCAACGUCGAUGCUAAUUUAUGGUGAUUAUGGGUUGUUCAGCACAUUUAUGGAAUGUAUUCUAUCGAAAGAAUGGAACAGUAUAAACGAGAAAACUCUGGUCGCUUGCAGUGAAAUACCCGUAGAAGAUUAUUUUCGAGUUUGA